Molecule: messenger RNA, 7779 nt
Organism: Oncorhynchus gorbuscha (pink salmon)
Lineage: Eukaryota; Metazoa; Chordata; Actinopteri; Salmoniformes; Salmonidae
Gene: igsf9a
Product: immunoglobulin superfamily, member 9a
Exons: 22
Coding region: 576-5813 (1745 amino acids)
Biological process (GO): cell-cell adhesion
Molecular function (GO): protein binding
Source: RefSeq, a predicted model, not a curated record
CAAGCGGCUCAAUGAAGAGGGAAGAGGUGACAGAGUAGAAACCUUCGCUACGGAGCAUCAAAGGUGCAGGGAAAGUUAUUCUCUGCUUUUUAGGGUACUUUCUAACAUUGGGAGUAUCGUGAAUCUUCGUAUACAUGUUGGAUAUUACUGAGGAAAUAUGAUGGAUGUACAACGCGUCUAGCAUUGUAUUUGAGAAUUCAGCGCAGAAUGCGCCAUCAUUGAUUUGCUUUAAAUUGCAUAUACUAUUCGAUAUUUCAGUAAGGAUCAGCAAAUCUGUUGAAACUUGAAACAACAUAUUUGCCACCUGGGAAUAACACGGUGAAACACCUGUAACUAGCACUGAGGACUAGAGGAAUUACUGAAAGAAUACUUCAGACUGACGCACUAAAUGGAAAUACAACCUGCCUUUAUUUGCAUUAGUGUAAAACAGGAACACCCAGUCCUCAUUACCUCAGUCCUCAAACCACGGCUGGCAGGAUCAACCAGUCCUCAUUACCUCAGUCCUCAAACCACGGCUGGCAGGAUCAACCUGCAUUAACAGAUCAAGUAUGCUGGAGGCUGUUUGACUGGCAGCUAUGGGACCAAAAAGAGACUCUUUUCUGGAUGUUACCAUGGUGACGGCACUGUGCCUUCUGUGGGUCACUCAUGGUCAGAAGCCAGAGGUGCGUGCCAAGGUAGGGGGUGUGGUGGAGAUGGCGUGUAGACUGCCACCCCCGUCUGUGCCCCUGCACGUGGUGGAAUGGGUGCGCCAGGGAUUCGACAUCCCAGUCCUGAUGAAGUUUGGAGUGUAUGCUCCUCGGGUGCAUCCCAACUACGAGGGCCGUGUGUCUCUGGUGAGGAAUACUGUCUUGAGGGUGAAGGGGCUCCUCAUAGAGGACCAGGGCCUGUACGAGUGUCGCAUCCUCCUGCUGGACAAAACCACAGAUGAGACCCGCAAUGGCACCUGGACCCUGCUGUCUGUCACCGCUCCUCCUAUUUUCAGCAAGAUCCCUCCCCCUGUCAUGGAGGCUCUAGUGGGGAAUCCUCUCUCUCUGGCCUGCGUUGCCCAUGGUAACCCACCACCCACCAUAACCUGGGCUAAAGAUGGUACUCUCAUUGAAGGAGACAAGGUUGAGGUUCUGAGUGGGACGCUGUCUCUCAGAGCAGUGGACAGGGAGGCAGGAGGACAGUAUGAAUGUCUCGCCUCCAAUGCGGAGGGAAAUGUGACUCAUGUGACAAAACUUAAAGUCAAAGGUCCUCCAGUCAUUGUUAUCCCCCCGAAGGACACCUCCCUCAACAUGACCCAGGAUGCCCAGCUGCAGUGCCAGGCUUUGGCUGAUCCUCCCAACAUGACCUAUGUGUGGCAGAGAGAGGGAGAGAAUGUCUACCACAUAGAGGCUCUGAAGUCCCGCGUGAAGAUCAUGGUGGAUGGCACCCUGCUCAUCACCCGCAUUACCCCAGACGAUUCUGGGAACUAUACCUGCAUGCCCACCAACGGACUGCUGACUCCGCCUACUGCAUCUGCCAAUCUCACUGUGACACACCCUGCCCAGGCUCUCCUGAUGCCACCACAGACAUAUCUCCCCACAGGCCUGGGAGGUCUGGUCUCCUGCCCCGUGAGAGCUCAGCCACCCCUGCUCCGCGUCGACUGGACCAAGGAUGGACAGCCACUGGAUCUGGCCAUGUACCCAGGAUGGACGUUGACAUCUGAAGGCUCGGUGUUCAUGGCGACUGCCAAUGAUGAUGCAACAGGUGUAUACACGUGUACCCCCUACAACAGCUACGGGACCAUGGGCCAAUCAGGGCCCACGACAGUCAUCCUACAGGACCCCCCGUCACUCAGCGUGUGGCCCCGUAAGGAGUAUAGACAGGAGGUUGGGAGAAUGCUUGUUAUUCCCUGCCAGACCACUGGAGAUCCAGCCCCUAGUAUAACCUGGAGCAAGGUUGGACCUGCCACACGCUCUCAGUACUCUGUAGCAGCUAACGGCUCCCUGCUGCUGCUUCCUCUCAGUAAAGACCACCAGGGGGAGUGGAUGUGCAGCGUUACAAACCGCGUGGCCACUGUCAAAGCCAGCACUCUCAUCUCAGUGCUGGGCACCAGUCCCCAUGCUGCCACCCUGGUGUCUGUCACUCCAGGGGCGAAGCAGGCCAAUGUCUCCUGGGAACCCGGCUUUGAUGGGGGAUACACCCAGAAAUUCACAGUCUGGUUGAAGCAGAUGUCUGUUGGUGACGGUGGGGAGAAACAGGAGUGGCUCUCUGUGCCUGUGCCCUCCUCCUCUGGCUCCAGUCUGCAGGUGACGGGGCUGGUCCCUGCCACAGAGUACCAGUUCAGUGUCCUGCCACACAAUAAAGUUGGCACUGGGCCUUUCAGCGAAAUCGCCACCACCCGAACUCUGAAUCCACUCCCAAGGAGAGCGAAACUAGAGCCACCCACAUCGCUGUCUGCCAAUCAGAGCUUGGCAGGUAUAGUCCUGCAGUGGUCCCCCUAUUCUCAGUUCCUGCCCAUCACUGGAUUUGUCCUCCAAUCGCGCACUGAGCAAGGGGAGUGGUUCAAUCUGGACGAGGACAUCGGUGCCAAUAGGAGUGUGAUGAUCGUUCCAGGUCUGCGCAAGGACUGUGUGUACGAGCUGCGGCUGCUGUCCCGGCGAGGGGAGUUGCUGAGCGAGCCCAGUCCAUCAGUCAACGUCUCCACCAUGGGGAUGGAUAUGUACCCUGCCACUUCCCGCUUCCUGGAGUUUGUUCCCGAGCCGCUCUUGGCUGGAGUGAUGGGCGGCGUGGGCUUCCUGUGUUUGGCCCUCAUCCUGGUCCUGGGGACUGUGUGUAUCUUCAGUCACAAGAGAGACCAGCGACGCAGGAAGAUGACAGAUGAUCUCCCUCCUGCCAUCUAUAAAAGCCCCCCCUCAACCAGGUCGCUUGCUAGCAGUCCAGACAGUGUGCUGAAGCAGAAGCUCCUCCCUCCCCACUGCCACCCCCACUAUCCCGGUUCCCACUCCUCCUGCUCCUCCUCCCAGUCAGACCAAUCCUCCUUUGGCAGAGAUAGCCACAGUGAAUACAAGGACCAGCGCCAGAAGCUGCUCUCCUGCCCCCCACCUCCUCCUCACUAUGCCGCCCACCACCAUCACCACCUCCCCAGGAUAGGCUCUUCCCACAAUUCCCCUCUAGAGUUUAUCUCUAGAGGUCCAGACGGUCGCUUCAUUGAGCUGCCCUACGACCAGGCCUCCGCUCCCUCCUCCAACACCAUGAGAUCCCUGAGGAAAGACUUCCCACAAUCCACUGGGGUCCAGAGGUCAGUGUCCCUUCGCUCUGAGAAGAGGGUGGGGAGGGAGCCGCCUUUUGUCCUCUCAGUGGACCUACCCCCCUGUGGUGGAACUGACCCCAACCCCACGACCAGGGUCCGGGCCAUGGCCAAACACCUCUCCCUCCACGGACGCUUCUACCUGGAUGAGGAGAAGGACAGUUGUGCUGGACAUCCAGACAAGAGUAGUCUCUACUCAGACAGUAACUCAGACCUGUCCCCCCAGCCAAGCCUGGAGGAAAGCAAUCCAGGAUACCCAUCCCUAAAGCGGGCUGUCCAGCCAGCCACUGCCAGCACCCUGGUCCUGCAGAUGGAGCAUGAGAAGGAGACCGGCAACCUGAGCAGGUGUCUGAAGCUGGCCCGGGAGAGAGAGGAGCUGGAGAGAGAGCUACGGAAGUACACACUUGAUAGUAACGCUACUUUAGACGGGAAGAGAGGGGCACCAGGCAGCGACGAGGUGAGGUGGAGAGAGUUUGAAGAGUGCGAUCCAAUAUGGAAACCUCAGGACAACACUUCACCACACAGUCACCCCCAUCAUCUCAGUCACCCCCAUCAUCUCAGUCACCCCCAUCAUCUCAGUCACCCCCAGGUCAACAGGGGGUGCUCAAGCAUGGCCAAAGGCCCUUCACCCCCGUCCUAUAUUAUCUGGGAGGCCAGCCCUCUCACUUCAGCCACCAGCCUUGUCCCAGCACAUCAGAGCCCCUCUGAGAGGACAGCGGCCCUCCACUGUGACCCUUCACUCACUCAGUGUCCCUCUCUGUCACCUGUCACACAACACCCCUUCAGGUCAGAGAGACCAGAGUGUCACUCUAAGAAUAGGGUGAGCCAACAGCCACUAGACAGGCAGGAAGGGAUGGAGACUGCAAGGGUCAAGACACACACAGGGCUUUGUGAUGAAACUAACAUAUCAACAGAGCUGAAGAGAGGUGACUUGGAGUCACAUGAAUGGAACGGCAAGAGCAAUCAAUGUAAUGUCAGCAUUUCACACAAGUCUAAGCCAGAUGUCUCUGUCAACAAAGUGCCUGGUUCAUGGAGAGUGGAGUCAGCAAGGUCACAGCCAUGUGAAGAGUCAUCUCUACACACAUCGGUUGAUCUCUCAGAAUGUGUAGAAAUGACUGUGGAUGAACCAGAGGAUGAAGGCUCAGUGGAUCCUCCUACAAAUCCCAUAAGGCACCAGAGACAUGCCCAUCAGGUAAACAAUGAGUCCCCAUUGGCUGAGAAAGACCACAGAGGACCACAGACCACGAAAGGCCACAGAGCCCAUCCAUUGGCCCACAGGAAAAGCCCAGUGCCUAGGGAGGAGCGGGAGAAGUGGCACAGGAGGUCAUCUCGGAGCAGAAGCCCAGCUACCAUUCAGCCUCCUAGGCCGGCGCUCAGGAAGGCUAUCAGUCUCGGAGGCUUUCAGAACAGGAACGGCGGCAACCACCAACGCAGCCAGAGUCUAGACUCCAGGAGACAAUCCCUGGGUAACUUCCUGACGCCUGAUGCCUGGGUCGACUCUCUCAGCCAGGAGAACUGCUCCUCUCCCUUCUCCUUCCGCCCAGACUCUGUCUUCUUUGAACCCGCAAACUCCUUAGCUCCUGAGACCCCCACUCAGAUAGAGGCCCCCCUUGCUUCUCUGCCUCACCCUCUCCCCCAGGACACCCGACCUCCCAGCAGGGCCCCACAGCAGCUCUGUGAAGCAUAUGGGGGUGAUAUGCACAUCCAAAGCGUAAGAAGACCGGUGCUGGAGAGACAGACGCAGCUCCCCCCAACCCCUCCUUCAGUGCCUUCCAGCCCCAGUCAACCCCCCCACGACCCCAGGAAGAAGGCUUCCAUCUUCCCAGACGCCUACAGGUGGCCCAUCACCUACCAGGAGGCCCUGAGGUCAGUGCAGCGCAUGGAGGCCAGGAAGAAUGUAUCUCUCCCCAGGGACCACAGGGAGCACCCCAGACCCCCAGACUGUAGAGGCAGAACCACGGCUCCCUCCCUGCUCAGGGGUUACAGCUGGCCUGCACCUCACCAUACCCCUCAGCCACCCCAGGAGGAGGAGAAGAAGCAGGAGGAGGUAGUAGUGGAGGAGGAAAAGGAGGAGAGGUAUGGGGGACAUGAGGUAGAGAUUGGGAGGUAUCAUCGGGGAGUGCCAGACUUGGGGGGGAGCUACAGUAGCUAUGCCAGCCAGAGCAGUGGCAGGGGGAGUCUGGAGCCUCCAAACGGGCGAAUGUCCAUCUGCCUGUCCCCAACCCUCAGCAGCUCUCCUGAGUCCACCGAGGAGAUGCAGGGAAACACAGUGGAGUCACACCUACAGGACAUGGAGACAUUGAAAAGGAGAAAGGCCUCAGUGGAUGAGAAUUAUGAGUGGGAUUCAGCUGAUGUGUCCAUUCAGCUGGGAGAUCAAGACCUUGAAGGCAGAGGCCUGUUCUCCUCAGUUAGUCUACUGAAGUCUACUCCCAGCAUGCACCAUUCCAGGGAGGGCCUCAAAGAGUCGGUCCACUUCCAGGGUCAUCGCCAUGUGACCAGCCGCCACUCAGAACCCGAACCAGAGACUGUGAUGUUCUGACAGCCCCAUCCAUCGCCACGGUCAGCUCAGAGCUCUCAUCCCUGUUAUUGUGUGUCUGCACAAGAGCAUUGAUCUGUGUGAUUGGCUGUGUUUACCCAUGUCUCUCCCACCUUAUGUAUUUAGCUUUACUCUGUGGCUCUUAUUGUGUUGGUGUUCAUCUUUUUCUUAUCUCUUUGUGUGCAUCUGUCAGUCUUCUUCUCCUGUUGCUUUCUACUAAUAUCUCAGUGAAUGUUUGCUUUAUUUAUGCAGACUUCAAACAAGGAGGUGAAAAUAGUGUGCCUUCAUCGGCAAUUCAGCAUGGAUGUACGGUUGUCAAAACUCUCAUCCAUGGGAUAACACUGACUGACUGGACUGGUGGAUGCUCAGGGCUGAGUACAGUAUUGACUGGUGUUGUUCAGAGCUGUACCCACCAAAGAGGACUCUUACCACCGAUUCACACAACUUAGUGGUUACAUUGAUUUCUCUCUGCUACUUCUACGGGAUACUUGUACUAUGAAACUUGUUACCAAGUAAGUGAAAAGGCAGAUACGAUCUUGGGUCUUCCUUGCCCGUCGUCAUGGCACGGUGUGUGAAAAUACAUCAUUCAUACUCUUGGACUCACACGGAAGAACAAGUUGGAGGCUCUUUUUAUUGCUUUGAGAAAAAGCAAUCCACCACUUGGGCUGGCACUUUUUGUUCCACUGCUACAACACUUUCACUUUAUGAAAGAACUAUGACGUGUGAUUGAUUUUUCUGUGAGAUGGAGAGAGAGCUUUUUGAGAGGGCAGUAUGACAGGUCCUUAAAAUUAAGGAGGACUGAUGGAGAAUGUGCCGAAGAAGUAGGCUGCAUCAUGCCUUUUGUCACGUUGUUUUGUUCCUGGUCUAGUGUGACCGCUUCUGCAGAACAACUAUGAGCUCUGAGUAGACGAUCAAUAAUAUUACCCAGGAGGUUAACUCACUCGGGUUAAUCAGAUGUAGCUCUGUGAAGAAGGAUUGCUUUCUUUUCUACCCAUAUUCUCAAUAUGUAGCUAAUCGAAUCUCUCAUUACUCUCUAUUUUUAACCUCAUUGAUGUUGUGCAAUGUUUGAUCUGUCUAAUGAUUUCUUUUGUACCCAGAGUGCAGUAGUUUUUUUUUGUGCGUGACUGAGGAGGGUGAGCGCUUGGCUGGUAAUGAUCACCUGUUGCUGGGAUAAGCGAAGGCCGUUUUUUUCCACCAACCACGUGUAAAACAAAUGUUAUUAUCAUUGCGCAUUAUCCGGUGAGAUUUUUGUUGCCGUGUCUAAUUUGGAGAUGGAAACCUAAAUGGUAUUUUUUCAAUAAGUCAAUCUCUGAGUCAUCCUAGUCAGGGAUGGAGAUGGGAAUUUACAGCUUGUCUGAAGAGUUAAUUAUGCCCUAGAAUGCCUUCCAGCACAACGUCUGGUGAUAGAGGAGAGAAAGGAGGGACGCCGCCGCGGGUGUGAAUGCCUUUUGAGCUGUACACACUCUGUUAUCAGCUUACAACACCAGAUCACCCCACUUACCCUUCAUUUGAAUUCUAUCAAACAUUUGUACACAGAUAUGACUCCCAGAGAAAUGUCAGUUUGUCCACUUUGGGUUUUAUAUAUGUGGUAUGGCUCUCAAUAGCAAUACACUGCCAAUAUACAUGGAAUAUUCUCUCACACCGUUUGUUCCGAAUCCUCAGACUGAAUGCAAAUGCAGUUAGAUGAAUGACUAGCCUAAUCAUUACUGCUACUGUGCUUUUGUAAACAUGCAUUGUUAUCGUACAAGGAUAAAGGUGAACUAUUUUCAAGGUUUUUGUGCACGUUUGUACUUAAAAUAUACCCUUUUUUAUACAGAAAAUGAUUAAUUGUUUUGUAAGACUAGUGUAUUUCUUUGUAUAAUCUGUGUUUGGUUUGCUGAUGAUGCGCCGUACAAGGUAUCCUUAUAUAAACACAUUUUUCCAUAGAACUGAAAAAUAAAUACUUGUUUAUGCAUGUUUUGUUCAGUAA